This is a messenger RNA of Microplitis demolitor, 1401 nucleotides long. Its product is annotated as palmitoyltransferase ZDHHC6. Gene Ontology annotation, molecular function: palmitoyltransferase activity; protein binding. The transcript has 7 exons. The record is from RefSeq and is a predicted model, not a curated record. The coding region runs from base 143 to 1276 and encodes 377 amino acids. Gene Ontology annotation, cellular component: Golgi apparatus. Lineage: Eukaryota; Metazoa; Arthropoda; Insecta; Hymenoptera; Braconidae. Gene Ontology annotation, biological process: protein palmitoylation.
UGAAUCAUUAAUAAGUCAAUUUUUAAAUCAAACACAAAAAACUUAUGAUAGUAACAGCAGCCAAGACAAUUUCGUUGGUUUGCAUAAAAAUUACGAUAAAAAAAAUGAUUUGAAAUGCCCGAAAUUUUGACAGCUGAUAAGAAUGUGUGCAGGUCCAUUUAAAAAGGUAUUCCAUUGGGGACCACUUACUGCUUUGGCAAUUAUAAAAAUAAUAACAACGAUGACAAUUUACUGCAGCAGACAAUGGUGGUCUCCUAAAGAAAGUCUCCUAGCAGCAGCAAAUUUUUUAUUAUUCUUCAGUUUAAGCGGAUCGACAAUUUACCAUUUUAUGAGCGCUAUUUAUGAAGGCCCUGGUUAUUUACCAUUACGAUGGAAACCUGAAAAUAUGAAUGACACAAAGUACUUACAGUAUUGUAAAGUUUGUGAAGGCUACAAAGCACCGAGGUCUCAUCACUGCAGGAAAUGCGGUCGCUGUAUAUUAAAAAUGGACCACCACUGCCCGUGGAUAAAUAACUGCGUGGGUCAUUACAACCACGGGUACUUUACGGGAUUUUUAGCGAGCGCCGUAGGCGGUUGCUGUGUCUCGACAUUUAUCUUGGUGUCCUGGUUGAUAGCAGUGAUAACACGUAAAAAUUAUACUUUUCCAUCGCCGUCAGUAUUUACCCUGAUACUGGUUGUGUUCACAAUCGGUCUUUCCAUCGGUGUCGUGUUUGCUGUGGGGAUGUUGCUUUACAUCCAGCUGUCAGCGAUAUUACGCAACACAACGGGAAUUGAAGACUGGAUUCUUGAAAAAGCCAAGUACAGAAGAUUUGGCACGGAUGACGUAUUUAUUCAUCCGUAUUCUAAGGGAUGGUUGUUCAACAUCAAGCAAGUACUCAAGUGGCACUGCAUGCCUGAAGGCGAUGGCAUUGUUUGGCCAGUUCGUGAGGGUUGUGAUCAAUACACUCUAACAGUAGAGCAAGGAUACCAAAAACAAGAAAAACGUAAAAGGGCACGUAGAUAUCGCAUUGUAUCUAAAGUAUCUGGUUCUUGGAUACCAGUCACUUAUGGCUGGUGUGUUGUAUGUCAUCCACCUUGUACAGAUGAACCUAGAAUAAAACUUAAUGUUGGUGAUACAGUCAUCGUCACUCGAUGGCGGAAAUACUGGCUGUUUGGAGAGAAACAAGAGUCGAAUGGAGAUCCUAAGAAAAGGAUAAGAGGAUGGUUUCCACACUCGAGUGCUAUCGAGGUCGUGGAGAAUGGUAGAAACAUACCGGCAGAUUACAAGGACGACUAAAACCUAUCAUCGAUUCACCUCGAGACUAAUUUAGAAAAUUUAUGUUACAUAAACUAAAACAACUCGCACAUAAAAGUGUUGUAAAAUUUAUAAUUACUAUUUAUAUAUACAUAUUUUAAUUUUUA